Messenger RNA from Neoarthrinium moseri, 2424 nucleotides. RefSeq lists its product as uncharacterized. Gene Ontology annotation, biological process: intracellular monoatomic cation homeostasis; intracellular signal transduction; protein phosphorylation. The coding region runs from base 1 to 2424 and encodes 807 amino acids. The transcript has a single exon. Lineage: Eukaryota; Fungi; Ascomycota; Sordariomycetes; Amphisphaeriales; Apiosporaceae. Gene Ontology annotation, molecular function: protein serine/threonine kinase activity; ATP binding. The record is from RefSeq and is a predicted model, not a curated record.
AUGGCUGCCCCUCAGACCCGGCCAGCGCCUGGUGGUGCCACUACAUCAUCAUCCUCCAUAUUCCUGCCGCCGCCCUCGCAUCCCCCGCCGCCGCCGCCGUCUGUCUCGUACGGUCAGUCGUCACCUUUAGUAAUCCAGACUGCAGCAUCGUCGGCCCUGGGCCCAGCAGACACAGGUAUUUCCACCCCUUUGCAUUGUCCGCCGCCUGCUUCCGCGUCUGGUUUAGUAAUACCUCAGACAGAAGUCUCGCCGACGUCCUCGCCUUCGCAGUCUCAGUUCACCUAUACACCCCCGAACUCGACUGCGUACCCGAACGCGCGAGAACAAAGCCAGGCCCAGCCUCUUUCCUCCUCACCCCGUCGCUACCCUACAGACCUCACGCUUCCCAUACCCGAAGAAUGCGACGAGACGGCCAGCGAGUCCCCCAAUGAGCCCGUCACCCCAGUAAGCGGCCGUCAGUCGCGCGACUUUCACACGGUAGACCAGCACGACGCCCACCACCGCCACUACACAAAUUCGCUCGCUUCGUCCACCGAGGUGCCUCCUGAACACCAAUUUGCGUCUCACGGCUUCUCAAAGACGCCGCUGCUCGUCGAGACUGCCGCUACCCCUCCCAGGACGCCCCAGGACCCGGCUGCUGCUAAAUCCCUCACGCCCGACUCUGUGGCAUCACCAGCACCGCCGUCAGAGAGCACCCCGACCCUCAGGCGGCCCUCCACGCGUGGCUCCGCUGCCCCUUCGAUCCUCCGAAGACGGUCCUCCGCACUCAGCCUCAAAAUGGCCAACUUCUUUCGGCGUACCAACUCCAAUGUCACGGAGAGCUCCACGGUCGAGUUUAGAAACCCCACCUACCAGAGCGGCGCCAACAACGACACCAACGCCUCGACGCCAAUCAAAAUAACCCCCAAUGGCAGCCAAAGCCGCUUUUCCUGGCGGCGAUCGGCGGCGACCUCGAUCUCGCACACGCCGCCCUCGCCCAGUUCGCCGCUCGAGAUGGCGCCAGCCUCGAAAGACAACGCAGCUAGGCCAAUGCUGCCAUCGUCGACGGAUUUUCUCGACAACACGAAGAAGAGCAGAGUCAGCACUGGUUUCUCAUUUCGUGAUCGAGUGAACUUUAGCAACAAUAACCACAAGACCGUUCGACGUGUCAAGAGCGUCGAGCGCAAGAAGAAGCACCAUGAGGAGCUCGUGUCCCACCCAUUCGCCAUGGCACCAGACUACGGUACUGGUAUGAAGGCGCGCCGCCUUAGUCUCAGUCUUCCGGAUGAUUUCACUGUUGACGUGGCAGAGCUCACAAAAGAGUUUGAGUAUCAGCACAAGCUCUUUGGCCGUCACGGUAAGCAUUUGGGCAAGGGUGCAACCUCCAAGGUCACCUUGAUGGCCCGAAAAGGUGUCCCCACCGAGCUCUAUGCCGUCAAAGAAUUCCGUGGCAAGAAAUCAGAUGAAUCCAAGGACGACUACGAACAGAAGAUCAAAUCCGAGUACAGCAUUGCCAAGAGCCUGCACCACCCCAACAUUGUCGAAACCAUCAGGCUCUGUUCCGAUCAUGGCCGCUGGAACCAUGUCAUGGAGUACUGUUCCGAGGGCGACUUGUUCAGCCUGGUCUCCAAGAAGUACCUUCGAGAAUCUGAUCGAGAGACGGAUCGACUAUGCCUGUUCAAACAACUGCUGCAGGGGAUCAACUACCUGCACUCCAACGGCAUUGCUCAUCGAGAUAUCAAACUGGAAAAUCUCCUCAUUACCAAGGAUAGCAAGCUCAAGAUCACCGACUUCGGUGUCUCGGAGGUGUUUUCAGGCAUACACCCUGGCCUCAGAGAGGCUGGUGGUCAAUGUGGCCAGCGAAUGAACGGGGAGAUUCGGCUCUGCAAACCUGGCAUUUGUGGGAGUGAACCCUAUAUCGCACCCGAAGUGCUUCGCAAGCAAGGAGAAUACGACCCCCGUGCCUUGGACGUGUGGAGCUCUGCUGUUGUCAUGAUCUACCUGGUAUUCAGCGCCAACCUGUGGGAGAGAGCUAGCGAAGACCCGUCACGCAAAGGCAACGACAACUACCUCAAGCUGGUCAAGGCCUGGGAGAAAUUCGAAGCCAAGAAGGCCAGCCGCCCGGAUCUGCCCAAGGAAGCUAUGCCUCGUCUGGAUGCUUUCGAGUUCGGAUUCAAAACGGCAGCCCUUCGGCGCCUCAUAUUCAAUAUGCUCCAUCCCGACCCCGCCAAGCGCAUCACUAUCUCCGAGGUGAUUAACAGCCGUUGGAUGAGAAACGUCGAAUGCUGCCAACUGGAGAGCUACGAUGAUCCCGUCAAAUUCAUCGACGUGUCCAAGAAGGACUGUUUGAAGACCAUGGCUGGAAAGAUCUAUUGCCACAACCAUCUUCCGUUACAAAGCACUGGUCACGGUUUACCGCCGAUGCCUGGUAAAGCCGGUUAUUAG